This is a messenger RNA of Ornithorhynchus anatinus (platypus), 2075 nucleotides long. RefSeq names its product zinc finger and BTB domain containing 37 (gene ZBTB37). The transcript is spliced from 4 exons. Lineage: Eukaryota; Metazoa; Chordata; Mammalia; Monotremata; Ornithorhynchidae. The record is from RefSeq and is a predicted model, not a curated record. Gene Ontology annotation, biological process: regulation of transcription by RNA polymerase II. The coding region runs from base 99 to 1610 and encodes 503 amino acids. Gene Ontology annotation, molecular function: protein binding; DNA-binding transcription factor activity, RNA polymerase II-specific; RNA polymerase II cis-regulatory region sequence-specific DNA binding.
AAGGGGGCGGGGGGAUUCACUUCCGGGACGGUGUUCCGGCCCAUUCCGGCCCGUUGCCACCCCCGGAGGGUUGAACUCCUGAACCACCGGGCCCAGCCAUGGAGAAAGGUGGAAAUAUACAACUGGAGAUCCCCGACUUCAGCAACUCGGUCCUGAGCCACCUCAACCAGCUGCGCAUGCAGGGCCGCCUCUGCGACAUCGUGGUCAAUGUGCAAGGACAGGCCUUCCGGGCUCACAAAGUGGUGCUGGCCGCCAGCUCCCCCUACUUCCGGGACCACAUGUCCUUGAACGAGAUGAGCACCGUCUCCAUUUCGGUCAUCAAGAACCCCACGGUUUUCGAGCAGCUCCUGUCCUUCUGUUACACCGGGCGCAUCUGUCUGCAGCUAGCCGAUAUCAUCAGCUACCUGACGGCGGCCAGCUUCCUGCAGAUGCAGCACAUCAUAGACAAGUGCACGCAGAUCCUGGAGGGCAUUCACUUUAAAAUUAACGUGGCGGAGGUGGAAGCGGAGUUGGGCCAGACGAGGACAAAGCAUCAGGAGAGACCCCCGGAGUCUCACAGGGUGACACCGAACCUAAACCGCUCCCUCAGCCCCCGCCACAACACGCCAAAGGCGAGCCGGAGGGGCCAGGUGAGCACAGUGUUGGACAUCCGGGAGCUCAGUCCCCCUGAGGAGUCCACCAGCCCCCAGAUAAUCGAGCAGAGCUCCGACGCGGAGGGCAGGGAGCCCAUCCUGCGGAUUAACCGAGCGGGACAGUGGUACGUGGAGACCGGGGUGCCGGAUCGCGGGGGCCGGAGCGACGACGAGGUCCGCGUUCUGGGAGGGGUGCGGAUCAAAACGGAGAACUUGGAAGAGUGGCUCGGGACUGAGAAUCAGCCCUCGGGGGAAGACGGGAGCAGCGCCGAGGAGGUCACGGCCAUGGUCAUCGACACGACGGCCCACGGUUCAGUGGGUCAGGAGAGUUACCCUCUGGGGUCUUCGGGAGCCAAGGUGGCCCGGCCAACGAGCAGUGAAAUCGACAGAUUUAGCCCUUCCGGCAGUGUUGUCACCCUGACCGAUCGACACCGAGCCAGAAGUGAGUCUCCCGGGAGGAUGGAUGAGCCCAAGCAACCCAACUCUCAGGUGGAGGAGUCGGCGAUGAUCGGCGUGAGCGGCUACGUGGAGUACCUGCGGGAGCAGGAAGUGUCCGAGCGGUGGUUCCGCUACAACCCCCGCCUCACCUGCAUCUACUGCGCCAAGUCCUUCAACCAGAAGGGCAGCCUGGACCGCCACAUGCGCCUGCACAUGGGGAUCACGCCGUUCGUGUGCCGCAUGUGCGGCAAGAAGUACACACGCAAGGAUCAGCUGGAGUACCACAUCCGCAAGCAUACGGGCAACAAGCCCUUUCACUGCCACGUGUGCGGCAAGAGCUUCCCCUUUCAGGCCAUCCUGAACCAGCACUUUCGCAAAAACCACCCCGGCUGCCUGCCCCUGGAGGGCCCACACAGCAUCUCGCCCGAGACCACCGUCACAUCCCGGGGCCAGGCAGAGGAAGAGUCGCCCCCGCAGGAAGAGACGGUGGCGCCGGGGGAGGCGGUCCAGGGCUCCGUGUCCACCACCGGGCCGGACUGAGCCGCGGCGGCGGAGGGGGAGGAACCUCUUCCCCUUUGGGCGGUCAGCAGCUGGCACUGGGGUCGCGGGCUGGUACUGCGUUUCACAAGAUGCCACACCUCCGGACCGGACAAAACCCCCCAAGAUGUUGCCAAAACCGAGAAUGAACACCACCUGCUCCCCACAGCACUAAACGCCGUUCCCCUCGCCCGCCUCCCCUCCCACCCUCACCUCGGCGAGUAGUCGGCAAGCAAGUCAGCCUUCUGAUUCAGGGAUCAACAGCUUUGGUUUUUACUUUUUUGAAAACGACGCUUUUUCUAGAGAACAAUUCAGGAUCGACUGUCAUUUUGUAACCAGUCACGUUUCCAGUCCGGCCCACCCACCGGUCCACGUUACCUCGGGGGCCGCCGGCUGGGCCGAGGAGCAAUAGCACUCAGGCUUUUUCCGUCCUAACCAGCCGCCGGAGGGGAGGAGGAGCAGGUGAAA